Messenger RNA from Lichtheimia ornata, 417 nucleotides. RefSeq lists its product as uncharacterized. NCBI's taxonomy places the organism in Eukaryota, Fungi, Mucoromycota, Mucoromycetes, Mucorales, Lichtheimiaceae. Bases 1 to 417 code for a protein of 138 amino acids. The record is from RefSeq and is a predicted model, not a curated record. The transcript has a single exon.
AUGCCAUCCAUCAUUUCGACUCUUGGUUACAUCUUAAUUGCUCCCUUCAUUACGGUCUUUUUGACGAUUCUCGGUGCCCUGGCGGUUGUUACCAGUGCUAUAACGUCUUCCUUUAUAUCCAUCAAGCUGGCAUUACUUGCUUGUGAGUUUGGGUUGGGCAUUGCAUUGACAUCGAUUCGACAAUUUCUAUCAUGGCUAUGGAUCACACCACCACCAAAGAGGAAUACGCUGCGGCGUAACUUACAGGGUCAACAACAGCCACAUCCACCCCCUUCAACGUUAAAGCGAACCAUGCGUCGGUCAUCACCGCCAGCUGACAUUUGCAUCUCAUUCAAAGCUCCAAUCAAAAAGAAGUACUCGUUAUCAGUGCCCAGUACGCCCGACAUCACUUCACGACACUUUGAACUCAACAUUUAA